Messenger RNA from Trichoderma asperellum CBS 433.97, 1233 nucleotides. RefSeq lists its product as uncharacterized. Gene Ontology annotation, molecular function: methyltransferase activity. Lineage: Eukaryota; Fungi; Ascomycota; Sordariomycetes; Hypocreales; Hypocreaceae. The record is from RefSeq and is a predicted model, not a curated record.
AUGCCUCCUUUGGAUCUGAAGCAAGACGCAGAGAAAGAAACAGCGACGGGACCAACAGAACAAACAAAAGGUUAUUCAGAAACGCUCAAAUCGCCGCAGCACGCGACAGGGCCAGAGUCAAUAGGCUCUCCCUUGACCCAUCCAAAUGGCGUCUCUAUGUUUCCAGAUCUUUCUGCUGCGGAACAGGAGGAACUAUCUCGAGAAGCACUUGACCAAGCCGAAGAAUCCAUCAUUGCCGAUGAUACCGCCGAUAGCAUCGGAUCCGUACAUGGCGAUGACGCUGGGUCUGAUGCCGGCUAUGACAGUGACACUGCCAGCUCAGCAAGCACAUCUGUCAUGUCUUCUGUUCGCGAUUAUAUGUAUGAAAAUGGCCGACGAUACCAUCGAUAUCGCGAAGGCACCUACAACUUCCCCAAUGAUGACGUGGAGCAAGAGAGGGAGGAUAUGAAGCACGCCAUGGUCAAGCUGCUUUGUAGCCAAAAGUUGCAUUUUGCCCCCAUCGGUGACAACCCGCAAGAAAUUCUCGAUAUUGGAACUGGGACAGGAAUUUGGUCAAUUGAAAUGGGAGACAAAUACUUAAGCGCCCAUAUACUUGGAAUCGACUUAUCGCCUAUUCAGCCAGAUUGGCUGCCGCCCAAUGUUCGAUUCAUGAUAGACGACGUGGAAUCGCCGUGGUUGCACCCCCGCAACCACUUCGACUACAUCCAUUCUCGACAUACAGUGAUGGCUGUUAGAGAUUGGAUGAAGCUAUUUCGAAGGGCUAUCGAACAUCUCAAAAUUGGCGGUUGGAUUGAGCUCCAAGAAAUCCACCACACCCCCAAAAGUGCCCUGCCAGAUGGAAAUGGCGAGAUGCCUCCAGAUCAUCCUGUUACGCGUUACUGGAAACACGUAUCAGAAGGAUUAGCAGCCCUUGGCAUCGAUUUGGAUACCGCGUCAAAUGGUAGAAUAUCUGACAUGAUGCAGGCCGCAGGCUUCACCAAUGUUACGGAGCGGGUGCUGCAUGUGCCCAUCGGGACUUGGCCCAAGAAUAAAGUCCUCAAGACGGUCGGCCUCUACUGGCGGACUAUCCUUUUGGAUGGGAUUCAGGCAAUUGCUCUGGGGCCGUUGACGCGGGGCCUGGGAUGGAAUCGAGACCAAGUGGAAGUGCUGCUGAUGGAAGUCCGGCAGGCCUAUUUUGACGAUUCUAAGCUCAUGUACAUGCCUUUUCAUGUUAUUUAUGGGCAGAGGCCAUGA